AUGGAUCCCGACAUUGUGAACCGCAACACCGAGCUGGAUGACAUCCUCAGACAAAUAUCAGAGCUGGACAAAUGGAGAAACAUCUUCAACUCCCGUGGGUUGGAAUUACAAGAUUGUAUCAUUAAAAGGCCUCUGGAGAGGACUAAGCUUGAGGAGGAAAGCGAGGAUGGCACAGGCAGGCCACCGUCCACAGCACAGCCGCCUUGUGGAAACACCAACCUAUCGACAGUGCCCUACUCUAUCCCCCGGGCCCUGACUGUCUCUCCUAGCCUAGGAGGGCUCCCUAUCACACCCGAGUUAGCUGGGAACCUCAGGAAGAUUUUGUUCGGCAAUACUUUUUACGUCUUCAACUAUGAGUGGAAGAAGUCCUUCUUCAAAUUCAGGGAGCCCUACUCCAACCUAUCCUAUGCCCUGGAGGCCGAAAGAGGAGGAUCCCGUGCCAUUCAAAUGGUGGUCCAAGCGAACAUUAUCAAAUACUUGCUCUUCACCCACCAGACCAACUCAGACUGUUGCAGACUGCAAAGUCUGAGUGAGGUGGGUGAGAAGGAGCAGGAGAGGGCCCUGGCCGUCGCUCUGACUGACAUUCUGUGGGCAGCUGGUGAGGAAAGGAGCGCCACCAUCUCCUUAGUGACAUCAGACUACUGUUUCACCCCCCACCUGGACUACAAACUGGACAACUUCACUGAGAGACUACAGCUUUUUAGUUUCAACAAGAAAGAGGAUGUCAAGAAAUUUGUCCAUGAGCACAUCCAGUGUUUUGAAGAUGAGGGGAGUCAUGGAGUCAUCUUGUUUCUCUACAGCUUAAUCUUUUCAAGGACUAUCACCAGGUUGAGGGAGGAUCUUGACUGUACCACCUCCCACUUGCUUCAUUUGAGCCUUGGCAACUUUGUGUGUCGUCAGGCACUGAUGAAUCUUCUGCUAACUGGCCGAGCCAGUCCCAAUGUAUUCAAUGGAACUCUGCAGUGUGGUGACGACGGCAGCCCUCUGGAGAAGCCUCUACACGGGGUCCUGGCUCGCAGCGCCGUAGGCUACCUGCACUGGAGCCGCGAGCUGCUGGAACGUACAAAGCUGCCCAUGGUUGGAAGCAUGCUGAAAACACCAAAGUUGCCCAUUUGGGUGUGCAGUAUCAAUGGCACCUACAGCGUCCUCUUCAGUCCCAACCGCUCCCUGCUCUCUGACUGGAAGAUGGAGCACCUGUUCCACAUGUACUUCUACAAUGGCCAGCCAUCGCAACAAAGCACAGCCCUGCUGACCAUUGACACUCACUCCCACCACUGGGAGGUAGGGAUCAAGGACACCCAGGGAGACCCAGAGAAGAGGUUUCCCUCUGUAGAGAUGGCCAUUAGGACCAAAUGGGAGGGAGCUGCCAUCGACUGGAACGGAACCAUGCCUUUUUUCUGACCAGGGAGGAUACUUGAUGAUCGUAAUGUUCUGGAUUGCUAAUAAUUUUUGUUACGCAUCCGUUUGUCUGGUUUGAAGGCGACCUUAUGCUACCAACCACAAAAAGUGUGUUUGCAACUUUUACAGCUUAGGCCGGGAUUCAAUCCCAUCAUGCUUUGCGAAAAUGCACCAUUUAAUGGCUAUAUUCCUGCGUUCACAGUAAACACAGCAUAUACAGUAUGUCAGCUCAAUCGGAAAUGACCUUUUAAAUGGAGCAUUAUCGAUAAAAUGCGAUCGGAUUCCGGUCAAAGAAAGAUAAGAGGUCAAUGUAAAGAAUGUCUUACUGUGUAAUAUUUGUCAGGCAUUCUAUUGUAGUUUUUUUACAAGAUGUUCUGUAAAAUAGGCCUAUACUUUAAUGUUGAGCCAUCAUAGGAUACCCACGUUAUUCAAAAAACCAUACCUGCAGAAUUACAUUUAUUAACAGUUUGAGAAGCUGUUUAAUUGAGUGAGUAUAUUUACAUGUCUUUUCAAUACAGCAUAACUAUUUCUAGUAUUUGUGGCGCAGCCUACAUUUGUCAGUUUUGGCUGUAUUUUCUUGGUGUCAUCGUUAGCCUAAUAUUUUGAUAAGAAAACUUGGGUUCGUAGGCUUAUUUGAAAAUUGUGAUAAAAAAAAUAGAUAUAUGCCUAUUAUAGCCCCAAACCUUUUCCAGGCAUAUAUGAAAUUUGGUUUUGCGGUCAUUGUAAUCUAUAGGGAUUUUACAGUGCCUUCGGAAAGUAUUCAAACCCCUUGACCUUUUCCAUAAUUUGUUACGUUACAGGUUUACCCUAAAAUUGAGUGUUUUUUUUCCCUCAUCUACACACAAUACCCCAUAAUGACAAAGAAAAAAACUUUUUUUAUUUUAUUUUUGCAAAUAAAAAUAAAAUAAAGAACUGAAAUAUACAUUUACAUAGGUAUUCAGACCCUUUACUCAGUACUUUGUUGAAGCACCUUUGGCAGCGAUUACAGCCUUGAGGCUUCUUGGGUAUGACGCUACAAGCUUGGCAAACCUGUAUUCGCAGAGUUUCUCCCAUUGUUCUCUGCCUCUGUUCUCAAGCUCUGUCAGGUUGGAUGGGGAGUGUUGCUGCACGGCUAUUUUAAGGUCAAGUCCAGGCUCUGGCUUGGCCACUCAAGGACAUGCUUCACUACCAUGCUUCACCGUAGAGAUGGUGCCAGGUUUCCUCCCAUCUCCACAGAGGAACUCUAGAUCUCUGUAAGAGUGACCAUUGGGUUCUUGUUCACCUCCUUGAACAAGACCCUUCUCCCCAAUUGUCCAGUUUGGCUGGGUGGCCAUCUCUCGAAAGAGUCUUGGUGGUUCCUAACUUAUUCCAUUUAAGAAUGGAGGCCACUGUGUUCUUGGGGACCUUCAAUGCUGCAUCAUUUUUUUUGGUACCCUUCCCCAGAUCUGUGCCCCGACACAAUCCUGUCUCCGAGCUCUAUGGACAAUUCUUUCGACCUCAUGGAUUUUGCUGUGAUAUGCACUGUCAACUGUGGGACCUUUUUAUAGACAGUUGUGUCUAUAAAAAUUGUCCAAUCAAUUUAAUUUACCUAUUUUUAUUUUUUUUUCUCUUCUAUUUAACCUUUAUUUAACUGUACUCCAAUCAAGUUGUAGAAACAUCUCAAGGGCGAUCAAUUUCAAGUCUCAUAGCAAAGGGUUUGAUAUUUGUAAUAAAUUUGGUAAAAUGUCUAAAAACCUGUUUUCACUUUGUCAUUAUGUGGUAUAUUGUCUGUAGAUUGCUGAGGAUUUUUUUUUUUAAUCAAUUUUAGAAUAAUGGUGUAAUGUAACAAAAGUUGGAAAAAGUCAAGGGGUCUGAAUACUUUCCGAAGGCACUGUAUGUUAAGGUUAUAUUUAAAAAAUGAGAUGUGGUUGUAGGGUAUACUGUAUGUGUACUAUGUUCCCUUCAGUCUUGUCAGCCAGUGAAUCUGACCAUAUUUGCAAUGUUGUUACUCUGUAUGACAAUAGGUCUAUAACCAGGCAACAAAAUAUUGAAACAAAAUUA
Oncorhynchus keta (chum salmon) is the source of this 3417-nucleotide messenger RNA. It is a transcript of the gene mindy4b, whose product is annotated as MINDY family member 4B. Gene Ontology annotation, biological process: protein K48-linked deubiquitination. Gene Ontology annotation, molecular function: cysteine-type deubiquitinase activity; K48-linked deubiquitinase activity. NCBI's taxonomy places the organism in Eukaryota, Metazoa, Chordata, Actinopteri, Salmoniformes, Salmonidae. The coding region runs from base 1 to 1401 and encodes 466 amino acids. The transcript has 12 exons. The record is from RefSeq and is a predicted model, not a curated record.